AUGUCUGAUUCCACUGUAAAUCAGCACUUGGAGGGAAUUAUAUCUGAUUUUGAAGCGUUAAAGAGGUCGUUUGAGGUGGAGGACGGUGACAACACCUCCACAAACUCCUCUCCCCACACACGCCGCACGCCAAACUCCCAGCAACGUCCGGCCAUCUCUCCGACCAGCCAACGUUACCACGAGAUAGGGGCACGGCCCGGUCACGACAGCAUCCCCAAGCCGUCCGACGCAUCAAAGCCCAAGGCCCGGACCCCGGAGCCCGUGUCUCGCCGCACUGAACUCUCCAUCGACAUCUCCUCCAACAGCAGCAAACCGGUGGACGGCUCCCCUAGUCCCGGCAUCAUUCGUUUUGGCCUGAAGAGACCUGAGGUUCUGGGCCACAGUAAGACAUCAGAGACCACGCAAAAGCAUACGGUCACCUUCAGCAGGCCCCUGGAGACCAACGUCCAACCCGCUCGUGCCCCCGCUGCCGUGCCCCACGCCAGUGCCAAACUCCCAGAAACCACCUUCAGGAGGAACGAGCCCCCGAGCCCCGGCGAGACGUCGAGCAGACGUCCGGAAAUCAGCGUAACCAGAGCGCCGGACAGCAAAGGACAGGACAAUCACCACAACCCCACUAUCACCACGCGUUGCUCUUCUCCCAAUCACGCCGGCCGCAAGUCGCCGAACGCCGACGGGUCAGAGGUCAUCACAAGUUUUUACGGAACCAUGUCAGACGCAGCUAAGACGCCCCCACCCGUUGCCAAGGCGGAGAAACCCGGCACUGACUUCAGCUAUGUUGGCAUCGACGCCAUCCUGGAGCAGAUGAGGAGGAAAGCAAUGAAACAAGGCUUUGAGCUCAACAUCAUGGUUGUCGGACAGAGUGGGCUUGGAAAAUCUACACUGAUGAACACUCUCUUCAAGUCUAAGGUGAGCCGUAAGUCUGUGCAGGCUACGGCCGAAGAGAGGAUCCCCAAAACCAUUGAGAUCAAGUCCAUCAGUCACGACAUUGAGGAGAAAGGCGUGAGAAUGAAACUAACAGUAAUCGACACCCCUGGAUUUGGAGACCAGAUAAACAACGAGAACUGCUGGCAACCCAUCAUGAAGUUCAUCAACGACCAGUAUGAACAUUACCUGCAGGAGGAGAUCAACAUCAACAGGAAGAAGAGGAUCCCAGACUCACGUGUGCACUGUUGCAUAUAUUUUAUUCCACCCACUGGACACUGUCUGAGGCCCAUUGAUGUGGAAUUUAUGAGACAUCUCAGUAAAGUGGUCAACAUUGUCCCAGUCAUCGCCAAAGCAGACACUCUGACCCUGGAGGAAAGGGACUUCUUCAAACAGAAGAUAAGAGAAGACUUGAAAACCAACGGGAUUGAUGUCUACCCUCAGAAGGAGUUUGAUGAAGAUGCAGAGGACAGGGCGAUUAAUGAAAAGAUCAGGGAGAUGAUUCCCUUUGCUGUGGUGGGCAGUGAUCAGGAGUACCAAGUCAAUGGAAAGCGACUCCUAGGAAGGAAAACAAAAUGGGGAACAAUAGAAGUCGAGAACAUUGCACACUGUGAGUUUGCCUACCUGCGGGAUCUGCUUAUCAGAACCCACAUGCAAAAUAUCAAAGAUAUAACCAGCAGCAUCCAUUAUGAGAUGUAUCGCGUGCGCAGACUCAACGAGAACAACACACAAACAAACGGCCAGGCUAACGGGCAACCCGCAAUGCACGCUAACGGAGUGCCUGAGCACGAAGUCCUUUCACACGAAAUGUAGACAUCCGUCACCUCCGUCGCCCCUUCCCAUAUACAGAGUGUCUUCGUAACCCCGGCCUCCCUCCUUUUUCUAUUGUGUCUGACUGGCAGAACUCGGCUCGCUCUCGCCCCAACUCCAAAUAGUACAUUUCAACACGGCUUUUGAUCAUAACCGAAGGCACACGUGACCAUUUAAUGUAUAGACUUUCUUUAUCCCCUCAUGGUCAUAACUCUCUUGUAACAGGCAAAUUUUUAAGCAACUGUGAGAACUGUAUGAAUAUGCAAUGUCCUUUGUUUUGUUUUGUUUUUUCUUUUAAUGCAGCGUUCUCAUGUCAAGAGUAAGGUUUAACCUCUUACUCAUAUGGCCUAAAUAUGUGGUUCUACCAUCUUAUGCCAAAGUCAUAUGACACCUUUUGUCUCUCUGAAAUAGCAGA
This is a messenger RNA of Chanos chanos (milkfish), 2149 nucleotides long. RefSeq names its product septin 9b (gene septin9b). The coding region runs from base 1 to 1737 and encodes 578 amino acids. Gene Ontology annotation, molecular function: GTP binding. NCBI's taxonomy places the organism in Eukaryota, Metazoa, Chordata, Actinopteri, Gonorynchiformes, Chanidae. The record is from RefSeq and is a predicted model, not a curated record. The transcript has 11 exons.